AUGCUGCUCACCACUGAGGCGAUGCUGCUCACCACUGAGGCGAUGCUGCUCACCACUGAGGCGAUGCUGCUCACCACUGAGGCGAUGCUGCUCACCACUGAGGCGAUGCUGCUCACCACUGAGGCGAUGCUGCUCACCACUGAGGCGAUGCUGCUCACCACUGAGGCGAUGCUGCUCACCACUGAGGCGAUGCUGCUCACCACUGAGGCGAUGCUGCUCACCACUGAGGCGAUGCUGCUCACCACUGAGGCGAUGCUGCUCACCACUGAGGCGAUGCUGCUCACCACUGAGGCGAUGCUGCUCACCACUGAGGCGAUGCUGCUCACCACUGAGGCGAUGCUGCUCACCACUGAGGCGAUGCUGCUCACCACUGAGGCGAUGCUGCUCACCACUGAGGCGAUGCUGCUCACCACUGAGGCGAUGCUGCUCACCACUGAGGCGAUGCUGCUCACCAAUCAUCCCGCCCUGGGGCUUCAUCCCUCUAGAGAGGAGGACAAUCUCCCCCCGGAGGAGGUCCUUGUUACUCCAUGCAUAGUGGAGGACAAUCUCCCCCCGGAGGAGGUCCUCUCAGCGUCCGACCUCAAGUCUGAAAGCCCCUCCGCGCAGUCGCUGUCGUUCAAAAUCAGUAACCGCACCCCGUACAAGACCGUGGUCAAAGUGCACAACGCGCUCAUCCUUCGAGCCGACAACCCGGCAGAGAAGCAGCAGUGGGUGCAGCGGCUACGCAGCCACACCAAGGCCUUCAAAGAAGCGCCCUCGCCCCCAGCAGAAGCAGCAGGCGGGGGGGAAGCAGGGGACGACUCCGGGGGCGCGGAUGGGGAGCGGAACGAGGGGGAGGGCGGGCCAGGGGGGCUCGGGGGGGGCGUUCCCCCCGCGCCUGGGCAGCAGGGGGGGCCUGGGGGGGGAAAUCAGCGGGUGGUGAGUCCGGAGGAGGAGCUCAAGGCGAUGGCGACUGAAGUGCGGCGAUACGUGCAUGCUGUGCUGGCUCACCUCGCUGAUAACAUCCCCAAGGCCAUCGUUCUGACACAAGUGGAGAAGGCCAAAGACGCCAUGCUCACAAAGCUGUACCAGAAAGUCAGUGAGCUAUAG
Molecule: messenger RNA, 1089 nt
Organism: Closterium sp. Yama58-4
Lineage: Eukaryota; Viridiplantae; Streptophyta; Zygnematophyceae; Desmidiales; Closteriaceae
Source: the annotation of a GenBank genome assembly